This is a messenger RNA of Acipenser ruthenus (sterlet), 1560 nucleotides long. RefSeq names its product E3 ubiquitin-protein ligase TRIM39-like. Bases 1 to 1560 code for a protein of 519 amino acids. The transcript is spliced from 6 exons. Lineage: Eukaryota; Metazoa; Chordata; Actinopteri; Acipenseriformes; Acipenseridae. Gene Ontology annotation, molecular function: protein binding. The record is from RefSeq and is a predicted model, not a curated record.
AUGAUCCUGGAGCUGUGUAUUAAUUAUUAUUUGUCCUUUUCUUCAAGUAGUGAGCUCUCUGGAGACAAGUUCACCUGUUCAAUAUGCUUGGAUGUAUUGUCCAACCCGGUCUCAAUUCCGUGUGGGCACAGGUUCUGUAUUGGGUGUAUUGGUAAAUGCUGGAUUCAGAGCAACACCUCCCACUGCCCUCUGUGCAGGAAGAUGUUUAAGAGAAGAUGGUCUGAUCUGAGCUUUAACAGAACCUUCGCGGAGAUCAUUGACAAGUUCAGGAAGAGCUGCCCUGAAGGUAGCUAUGCUGAUCCUGGGAAUGUGCCUUGUGAUAGCUGCACUGAGAGAAAGCGCAAGGCUGUGAAAUCCUGCAGGGAGUGCUGGGCCUCCUACUGUGAGACACACAUCAAGCCUCACCAUGCUGACGCGGCUUUCAAGGGCCACAAUCUGGUUGAUCCACGGAGGAGCCCUCAGGAUAACCUGCUCAGACAGUAUGAGAGGCUGCUGGCUCUGCUGCGCACCUCCACAAAACACCUGGACCACAGCUCACAAGAGACGCAGAAGCAGCUGAUGGAGGUGCAGACCGAAAUUACAAUUCAAAUCCAGGUGAGAAUGAAUAAGCUGACGGAGCUGAAGCAAGACGUGGAGUUACUCAGAAGCUCCGCACAGAAGGAACUCGAGGAAGGUGAGAAGAUCAUUAACGAGCUGAGCCACAGCAUGGAGAAGAUCCGCACAGAGCUGAUAGAGCAGAUUGAGGUUAAAGAGAAGAGUGCGCUGGACAAGGCUGACAGACACAUGAAGCUGCUGGAGCAGGACAUCUCGGAGCUCCAGGACAGAAAGGCCUGUCUCCAAGAGCUUUCAAUGACAGGGGAUUACAGCCCCUUCCUAGAGAACCCCCAGUCUCACUGCUCCUCUCUAAAGUCUAGUGAUGUCUCCAGCAUGACUGUUGAUACAGAUUUCGCUUGUCUGGCUGUGAGCAAAGCAGUCUCUGAACUUAAAAAUCAUCUGCAAGACUUCUCUGAGGUGACUCUGGACCGAGAUACAGCAAGCCGAUAUCUCAUCCUAUCCAAGGAUGGGAAACAAGUGAGAUACGGAGAUGCCUGGCAGAAUCUCCCUGACAAACCAAAGAGAUUUGAUAUCUCUCACUCUGUGCUGGGCAGAGAGGGAUUCACCUCAGGGAGACACUACUGGGAGGUGGAAGUGGGGUACGGAAGGCACUGGAGAUUAGGUGUCACCAGAGAGACUGCCCCGAGGAAAGGGAAAUUCACCAUGAACCCUAAAGGGGGCUACUGGGCUUUGGAGUUGUUAGAAGAAGAUCAGUUCAGUGCUCUGGCUGACCCCACAACCCCCAUCCCUCUGAUCCUGAAGCCCAGGAAGGUGGGGGUGUUUCUGGAUUAUGAGGAAGGGCAGGUCUCCUUUUUCAAUGUGGAGACCAGGUCUCAUAUCUGCACUUUCACUGACUCCUUCACUGAGAGGCUCUAUCCAUUCUUUUGCACUUGGGACACGAGGACAGAGCUUAUAAUUCUCCCAUGUCAGAGCAUGAGAUUUAGACACAUUUCUGUCUCAUCCUAG